AUUGUAAAAAAUGAAAUUUAUUCCGCUACACACAACAAAUACCGCAAUUGUGUAUAAAAAUGCAAUAUGUUCGGCAGCGACAAUGUUGGUGUUGACAUUUUUUGCACUUUCGGUUUUGAUUCCACUGCUAAUGGUGUCACUUCUAAGUCCAUAUUCUGGCAUUGCUGAGUCCCGGAUUCUCUAUGAACAGCCAAAGGUGCAAUUUCAAUUCAAGUCGAUAUUUUAUGGUGAUAUUCGAAUGGAAGACAAUAAUUUGAUAGUCUGCAGCACAUUUCCACAAUUGAACAAUGCAAUUAAUUAUAAAAAUAAUGUUGAUUAUUGUGAUGGUACUAAGUACUGGACGGAAGAUUUGGAUUAUGAUGGCACAUUAGAUCGUGUACAUUUCACCCAACAACUUGAAACUUUGGAGCAGAAAUUAUUGGGAUUUGAUAUAGUUUUGUUUUUUGAGGCAUCUCUGAAGCACAAAUGUGAGUUAUCACCCCCUGCUGUACUCAUCAAACACAUCACCAUACCUUAUGACUCGCAAUUAGCCAGUGGUGUCAUUAACAUACGUGCCGACUUAGUACUCAAACAAUAUGUGGAAUUUACAUGCCCCUUCCCGGGGCGUUAUGUCAAAACCAAGUUCCGGCAUUUAAAUAUUUCAAGCAAUUCAUCGAGUAUUAAACAAUUCGGUGUGGAAUCGCUGUUGGAUCAAUUAAAAUCUAAUCCAGCAUUUUUUGAAUUGGAUAUUCAAGAAACCUAUUUUCGUAGAGGACCUCCAGCCGAUGGUCUGUGUAUACAAUUGGAUAUUGACAUACUGCAAUUGGGUGCUCGUUAUCAUUUAAGUAUUUGGGAACGUUUGGGACAAUUUUGGUUGUACUUCGCUUCAUUCUUUGGCAUUUCAUUUUAUAUUAUGAACAAGGUGAAAGAUUUUCUCUUUGGUCGCCACAUUGUACGUUCAUGGGAGAUAAUACCGUGGAAGAAACUCUACUGACAAAGAAAUGGUGAACGGAUUUAUGUUGAUGAUUAUUCGGAGACGAGUGUUUUUUAAA
Molecule: messenger RNA, 1031 nt
Organism: Musca vetustissima
Lineage: Eukaryota; Metazoa; Arthropoda; Insecta; Diptera; Muscidae
Product: transmembrane protein 231
Exons: 3
Coding region: 11-973 (320 amino acids)
Biological process (GO): cilium assembly; regulation of protein localization
Cellular component (GO): ciliary membrane; ciliary transition zone
Source: RefSeq, a predicted model, not a curated record